This is a messenger RNA of Glarea lozoyensis ATCC 20868, 1866 nucleotides long. RefSeq names its product MFS general substrate transporter. Gene Ontology annotation, cellular component: membrane. Gene Ontology annotation, molecular function: carbohydrate:proton symporter activity. The transcript is spliced from 6 exons. Bases 1 to 1866 code for a protein of 621 amino acids. NCBI's taxonomy places the organism in Eukaryota, Fungi, Ascomycota, Leotiomycetes, Helotiales, Helotiaceae. The record is from RefSeq and is a predicted model, not a curated record. Gene Ontology annotation, biological process: carbohydrate transport; transmembrane transport.
AUGGUGGUCAGCAGUCAAGAAGCCCCACACCCAUACAAAACCAAGCUGGUAAAGAUGCACAAGGUGGUAUUCCAUCUAGCUUCGGCAAAUAAGGAUAUGCAAUAUGGGACUUGCAUCAAACCCACUACCCCGCAAUGGUUGAGUGGAUGGGCAUGUAUAUACCGACUACAACAAACAAAAAGCCCUCGAUUUCUGGUUCUCAUUGUGGAAUUUGCCAUAAGAAAUCGAGUCAAGAUGUCGGAUGAUAAGGAAACGAUAUCGGCGAAUCGCCGCGUGUUUUUUGCGAAUGCGGUGGUGAUCAUGGCGAGUUUUCAGUAUGGGGUGGAUUUUGGUCUUAUUGGCGGGUUGCAGGCUAUGCCUGGGUUUCUUUCGGUAGGAACUCAUAAACUUACAACCCAAAGAGAUUUAAGAGGUCAAACUGACUGUAAAAUUCAGGUCUUCGGCUUCCGCGCUCCCAAAACACCAAGUGGAUGGAAUCUCACAACCGAGCGCCAGCAACUCAUCUCCUCUCUCAUGACCCUUGGUGCCUUCGUCAGUUCCUUCACCGCGGGUUGGAUCGCCAUUAAAUUUGGCCGUCGUCACGCCUUAUGGCUUGCUUGUAUCAUCUGUUGCGUCUCGAAUAUCAUCAUGAUGACGACGGAACAUAUUAAAGUGCUUUAUGCAGGACGAUUCUUGAAUGGAUUGGCGAAUGGCCUGUUCAUGACUUUUUCGCAGCUGUAUAUUCAGGAGAGUAGUCCUGCUAAGUUUAGGGGGUUGUUUUUGACUGCUUUUCAGUUUGGGACGUCGUUUGGGACGUUGAUUGGAACUAUUAUUGAUUACGCUACUGCGAAGAAUUUGGGAAAGUCAGCAUACCUCAUUCCUCUUGGUAUUAUCUAUGUCGUGCCGGCGGUUAUGUCAAUCGCUCUGUUCUUUAUCCCAGAAUCGCCUCGAUGGCUGCUUCUACAAGGGAAACGAGAGGAAGGUGUAAAGUCUCUGGCGCGACUACGACCAGAUGGUACAGAUGUCGAGGACGAAGCAGCUAUUAUUGUAGCUGCUAUCGAAAGAGAAAGAGAACUCAGUAGAGGUGUUGGCGUUGUAGAUUUGUUCCGAAAUCCGAUCGAUAGACGGAGGACUAUCAUUGCUGUUUGUGGUGUUACUACGCAAGCGGCGACUGGUUCUAUGUUUAUCAUUGCAUACAAAGCGUAUUUCUUCACCAUGGCGAAGGUGUCUAACCCUUUCGGUAUGAGUUGCGUACUUAGUACUCUCGGACUCCUCGCACUUGCCAUAAAUUCCUUGAUUGUGGUUCGUUACGGUCGACGCCGUGUUCUUCUGAUGUCAGGAUUGGUCACAUGCGGUAUUCUUCAGCUGAUUAUCGCGAUUACCUACCAUAAAAACCCUGGAACAAAGAAAACCGGUAAAGUGCUCGUAGCACUUUCUUGUCUAUACAUGAUGAGCUACAACGGAAUGGUCUCACCAUACGCAUGGUUGACAGGCGGAGAAAUUCCAUCACAACGUCUCCGAAGUUAUACAUUCGGUCUCUCAGCUGCAAUCGGAUUCUUCUUCGCAUGGCUUACUCAAUUCACCGCUCCGUACUUUAUUAACCCGCUUUCAUUGAACUGGGGUCCACGAUAUGGGUUCAUCUGGUUUCCUUCUGCUAUCAUCACGGCCGUUUGGGUGUUCUUUUUCUUACCUGAGGUUAAGGGGAGGAAGCUAGAAGAGGUUGAUGAGAUGUUCGAGGCAAAACUUGGUGCGAGGAAAUUCGAGGAGUAUGUUUGUGUUGGCCCAUUGAGGUUGUCGGAGGAAAAGCUCAAUGAAAUCGAAGAAGAAAAGGAAGUUCAUUCAGAGGAGAAGCCUACAGUGGAGACUGUUGAAGUGACGAAAAAGUGA